Macrobrachium nipponense is the source of this 2951-nucleotide messenger RNA. Its product is annotated as facilitated trehalose transporter Tret1-like. The transcript is spliced from 5 exons. Gene Ontology annotation, molecular function: transmembrane transporter activity. Gene Ontology annotation, biological process: transmembrane transport. Bases 328 to 1818 code for a protein of 496 amino acids. Lineage: Eukaryota; Metazoa; Arthropoda; Malacostraca; Decapoda; Palaemonidae. Gene Ontology annotation, cellular component: membrane. The record is from RefSeq and is a predicted model, not a curated record.
UCUCCUUGGCAGUGGCACUGUCAGUCUGUCACUGUGCCUUUCCAGUCAUGCAUUAGAGGGCCAAACGUUUCCCCUCGCAGGCUCGAAAACUCUCUCUCUCUCUCUCCCGCCGAAGUCGUGUUUCCGAUCAGCAGCUUCUGACCGCCAAAUCACUCGAACGUUCGGUUCCACAAAUCAGAUCUAUAUAGUCUUAUUUAUUUCAGUUUUAAGUUGCCGCGUAGUGAAAUACACUUUGCAGCGUGAGACAGGUUUUCUGAAUUAAUGCUUCGUACGAAAAUAUAAAUAAAUAAAUCAAUACGAUUUUGCGAACCGGAGUAAUUAAUUAAGAUGUGUCACGCUAAAAUUGAACACGAGGGAACCACAGGGAAGUCUACGGACACCACGGACGGCGAACUACGGCAGGGUCGUCAAGGCAGAGGUCGGGCUAUCACGCAGAUAAGCGCCUGUCUAGCUGCCUCCCUUGGGAACCUGUCAGCAGCUGCUGUUAAUGGCUGGACAGCAUCAACUCUACCAUCUAUGAAGGAAGACCCAGAUCUGUCCAUGACCACAGCGGAGCUGGCUUGGAUUGUGAGCAUCAUCUCAGUUGGCUGUAUGGUAGGGAGCGUCUUUGCCGGGCGACUCAUGGACUGUAUUGGACGAAGGGCGGCACUCAUGAUUAUGGCGCCGUGUUUAUCUGCAGGGUGGGUUACCAUAGCUCUCGCUCCAAAUACUGCGAUUGUAUUGGUUGGGAGGAUGAUCUGUGGAGUUGCAACUGCUUUCCUGUUUUCCACUGGCACUGUUUACUGCAGCGAAGUACCCGAGGCUCACAUGAGAGGGCGUUUGGGUCUCAUUCCAGCGCUGUUCAUGACUUUUGGCGUCGUUCUGUCUUACAUAGCAGGCGCAUUCUUCUCAUGGCGCAUCAGCUGUUAUGUCUGCUCAGCCCCGCUCAUCUUAAUGUUCGCGCUCUUGUGGUUCAUACCUGAAUCUCCCUACUGGUAUAUAUUGAAGGGGAAGAAAGAGGGGUGUGAGGCCUCCCUUAGGUGGCUGAGAGGGCCAAAGUAUGACUUUUCCGUUGAGCUGGCCGAAAUGGAAGAUAAAAUUAACUCUGUGGGUAAAAAAGUGCAAUACCGCGAGCUGUGGAGACCGCGCACCAGGAAACCAUUCUUAAUUUCCCUGUUCAUGAGCACCUUGCAACAAGUGAGUGGCGGCAACAUCCUCAUGAUGUUCACUGGGCUGAUUUUCAUGUCUGCGGGGGUGGAGAACCAUCGCAUGGCCACCGUUGCCACCGGAUUGGUGCAGAUCGUGGGCACACUCCUGAGUAUGUUCGCUGCUGACCGUCUUGGGCGACGCCCGCUCAUCAUCGCUUCGACUUUCAUCAUAAGCCUGGCAACAACGUUCCUAGGUGUAUAUUACCUCAUGAAAAAUGUUUUUGGAAAUCAGUGGCCCCCCUGGGUGCCUCUCGUCUCUGUGCUGACUGCAGUUGUCGGUUACUGCCUCGGAUGCCGUACCUUGCCCUGGCUGCUUUCAGCUGAGCUCUUCAACACCACCAUUAGGUCGACUGCAAAUGCUGCCACUCUGUUUUAUAACCGUCUGCUGAGUCUGACAGUCUUGCAGGUCUACCCAUUUUUCGAAGAGGCCUUCGGGGCACACACAGUCUUCUUCACCUUCGGAGGCUUAAGUAUGCUUUGCUCUCUUGUCUCUUUCUUCGUCGUCCCAGAGACCAAAGGGAAGACGCUGGAACAGAUUCAGGAACAUUUCGAAACUUCGAAGAAGAAGAAGAAAGGUAAACACAACAUCGUCCACCCGGCGAGUGAGGUUACUGCGGCUACGAGUGUCUGAAGAAGAUAAUUAUAAUGUUUUCCUAUUAGAACUUUCAUUUUGCCCGUACCUGUUGAUAUAUAUGUCACGUACAGUGACAUAUAUAUCCCAAUCAGUAUAGUAUAUAUACUGAUUGGGAAUACUAGAGAGAAACUGCAGAAUUUACCAAAGGAUUAUAAGGGGAUAAAUGUGAGCAAGAGUAAAAUUAUGAUGGUAAAUGGGAACCAAGAAUACGCUGCAGUGAAUACAACCAGGGAGAUAGUCUAAUGAAUGUUGGUGUGGACAGCUAGGUAAUAGAAGGAGCCAAAUUCUUACAAGUAUCUAGGACUAAAGACAUGAUAAAAGUAGGAUGAGAGAAGAGACAAGUCUCAGACGUGUGCAAAAGACUGGGAGCCAAGGUUGGACUGUGUGAAGAAAGCAUUGUUAAACCAACUCUCUGUUAUGGAAGUGAAGUGUGACUGUUGAAUGCCAUUGAAAGAAAGAAGGUGGAAGCUGUAGAGAUGAACUAUUUACGUAGUAUUUGUGAUAAAAGAACACCUGAAAGGAUGAGAUGUGUGAAAGAAGGUCGUAAGACUUAGAAAAGGAUGGAUAAGUGGUGAGUGUACUAUUGGUCCCUCUGUAUAAAUCUGUGAAGGGUCCUGUGUUUUGGAAGUUUUCUGCACAUGGUUUCAUCAACGAUCCUGCCAUUCAAUUGUGACCGUAGUAGUGAAUGGAAUAAUUGACUCCAAUGCUCAUAUACACAGUGAAAUGGUCGUGCAUUCCCGACUGUCACUUGUCUGAGUUGGGUCUCUUUGCUAUAGAUCUGAAGGAGGCAGCUUGACAGGUAUGUGAAGUCACUGAUACGGUGAGGUCAUAUACCCACACCAUCAGCUUCAGUGUAUCGAUGGCAUAUAUAGGGGGUUCCUCCCUUAAAGACCCUCGAGAACUUAGUAUCCAAACAAAUGGGCAACGAAAAAUCACUGGCUCUGUUUCACGAUGCAGUUACUGCUGCAUUGUUGGGUCUGCGGUGGGAGGUUGAAACCACCAUUUUGUAAACUCCUUUCUAUGACAAUACAUUACUUUAUCCAUGUUAAAAUGUCGAUGAAUAAGCUUUGAUAAAGAAUUGUAAAUAAAAACCAUCUUAUGGUAAGAAUAAACAAAUAAAUCAAAACCAA